This is a messenger RNA of Clonostachys byssicola, 1698 nucleotides long. The record is from the annotation of a GenBank genome assembly. NCBI's taxonomy places the organism in Eukaryota, Fungi, Ascomycota, Sordariomycetes, Hypocreales, Bionectriaceae.
AUGCAGGGCAAAUCAGCGCUCUCGGAAUACAUUAGAUCUCGAAGCUCACAAACGACUACAGAAGCGAGCCGGUUCCUGAAGCUUGUUUUUCGAGAGCAAUUAAUAUCCCCCAACCACUGGGUCCCUUGUGAUACCAAAAUUUUGAAAAGCCUCUUGAGUACUUGUAUUGGGAUUCAAGUACCCCAUUCCGACUAUUCAACAUGCUGCAUAAAACUUCUGGAACGUGAUAGAUUCAGAGAAGACCACGACGAUCUUUGGGUUCUUAACCACCUAUUCCAGAAUGGACUGGUCGUUACUUCAAAGAUUUUCGGUGCCGCAGUAUCUACGGAGGGUACAGAUAUGCUUGACAUCCUCCGGAAACACGUCGUUGAUGUGGGAAAGAUUGGCGGGCCCGCCCUGGCGAAAGCUGCAGGACUUGGUAAUUACGAAGCAGUGGAUUGGCUAUUGGGUUUUGGUGUGGACAUCAAAAGCCCGCUUCCAGAUCGUAUCUAUAGGGACGGUCUAAAAGUCAACACUGUAAUGGGAAUGUGCAUGUUGACUCUCAGUCCUACAAACACAUCAAUGUUACGACAUUUGGCCAGAUGCGACGCUGAGCUCAAGAGAACUGUGAGCGACCAGCACGCGGGAGAUCUCUUUGGGUUGAUGAGAAUUACUGUGGAGGAAAACUAUGUAAGUUCGAAUGUAAGUUCGACUGUCCCUUGGCUGCUUGAUCAACUCGAGGAGCGAGGCACUGAAAAGAUGUUGAGAGCUGAACUUCAAGCUCUAUACGCACUAACUGCGGUAGCAGAUCGCUGCACAGUUUCCGAGAAGGAGACCAGGCUACCAGUCUCCCAUAGGGUGCGUAAAACGUACGGUCUCCCACCAUACCCUGAAGCAAUCCUAGGGCCAAUGAUUGCGGCCCAAGUCGGUGAUGAAAUGAUCCAAGAGCUUAUCCGGGCUAGUAUUGGCAUCAAUACCUAUCCAGAAGAGACCUUCUACGAAAGAUUUACUCCGAUACAAGCAGCUGCAUAUGUCGCCAACUAUCCCUUGGUGGUGCAACUGUUCAAGAUUGGGGCGGAUGUGAAUGCUCCGGCUCGAGGCAAAAAAGGUAGAACAGCACUUCAAGCAAUCUGUGAGUGGAAUCCUCUGUCGGAAGAGGAAAAGAGUCGCCAGCAUGAUAUUGUGAAUUUCUUGAUCAAGAAAGGUGCAAAUAUAAAUGCUGGCCCCGUGUACGGUAGUCAUGAUCACGCAGCAAUCACGACAGCUGCAAUACAAGGAAAUAUUGAGCUCGUCACUGUCUUGUUGGCUCACGGCGCUGACCCCAACAUUUACCCAUGGCAGUUGACCUUAAGGCCAUACGCGGCCUUGGACCUUGCCUGCGGCAGCUGCGAUAUGACGAAACUCUUACUGAAUGCAGGAGCAUUGAGUUCACAUCGGGGUUCGACCGGAUACGAAGGUGCGUUAUUGUACGCUGAAUUUCAAGGUCAUAAUGCUGUGGCAGGCAUAAUUCGCGACCACAUGUUGCAGAAGGAGGAACAAUUCCGUACAAAGCCAGAGCUGCGGGAUCUCCACAAUGCAGUCAUACAUAAAUUGGAUCUUGAAGAUGCCUCGAGGCACGCGAACGAGACAUACGAUGAGGAGGAUAUGAAGGCCAUGAAAGAGAUUGAAAGAUUGGCGGGUGAGCACGGAUUGAACUAUCCGCCACAACCUCGCCCAUAA